Messenger RNA from Phytophthora nicotianae INRA-310, 1679 nucleotides. RefSeq lists its product as hypothetical. The transcript has a single exon. Lineage: Eukaryota; Oomycota; Peronosporomycetes; Peronosporales; Peronosporaceae. The record is from RefSeq and is a predicted model, not a curated record. The coding region runs from base 1 to 1635 and encodes 544 amino acids.
AUGAGUAUUGAAGUCGAAACUUCUGCUGCCGGUAGUCGCAUAUAUCUUCGAGGUGUUGAGCGGAUGGUCACUGCAUCCGACAGAGUAUCCGUCAAGAUCGCGCACUCGAUGCUCGUCCGGGGCGACACGACGAUUCUGCUUCAUUUCCUGCCCUUUGCUGUGAUACACGCCUUCAAUGUGCAUCCUCGAAUGCGAGCUCUUCAACUCAAAGACCAGCAAUUCACAGCCGAGAUUCAAGCUCCCGUCACCACCGACACCAUCGCUAAGAUACUACAAGUACGGGUGUUGACUCCUGCAGAUUAUGGAGACGGCAGUCCAACGAGCUGGCAAUCAUUCGUGGAAAAGGAGUGCAGUGUCGGCUUUGAUCGCUACUACCAGCUACCCUUCUUCCUCUCGGUUUGGGUGGCCAAACGCAAAGACACUGCUCGUCUCAUGCUCUUCUCGGAUCAGUAUAUGUCCGACGGGUUCUCAGGUGCUGUGGUGCUUAACUGCAUCCUUGAUCAAGUGUCGAAGCUGGCAAGACAAGCCUCAUCGAACAAUCAAAGACCAUCCACGUUAACAGUGAAGGAGUACCCCCUACGUCCGUCGCUCUACCGCAUGUGGCUCAACAAGAUCACGUGGGCCAAACCGCUGCUCAAAGGCACCAACGUGAUCUUCGGACGUCGAAUGUUCCGUGGCAACGUGCACAAGUUCACGCCUCUACUACCGGCUCGAGACGACCAGAAGGAUUUCGCAGUACCUCCCGUAACCAACAGCACCAAAGCUCUAUUCGCCGAUGGAGACGCUAAGUGUAUGCGCGAAGCAUUAUCGAAAUGCAGAAAGGAGGGCGUGACUCUUAACGGUGUAUUGAUUGUUGCCGUUCUCCUCGCGUUCUACCGUGUGCGUAGUAACAAAGAGCAGCGUGGACGCUUCAACCCGUUUCGAAUCGCAAUGGAUGUCGACUGUAACAUGCGCCAGCAAGUGCAACAUCCUGCUGAGGAGAACCAGGUGGGUAUGUACACUGCAACCACCGACCUUGACUGGCUCAACUCGGAAGGGGUUGACAUGCUGACCACGCGUUUCUGGGACUUGGCCGGUCGUGCUAGUCGAGAGAUCGAAGCGAACCUCAAGAACACUAUGAACAUGGCACUGCCUACUAUCACGGCUGACCAGAAACUCAACGCACAGAUGGACCCGUCCUUCCUGAAGAAAGUUCGAGUCGCUCACUCCAUCACCGCCGACGUUGGAAUCGCUGAACUGGUUCAGUAUCCAUUCGAGAAAAAUCAUUCACUCACGGACACUUUUGAUACUGAGAGUCGACGCGGUCUACUGGCAUACAAGAAAUCUCGUCAAGUGAGGUAUUCGAACAGUGAAAGUGAUUUAACCCGGUCGUGGCGUCUUGAGAGCAUGCAUUCAACUCCGCACAAUGUGCUAUCUAUUGAGAGUUUGCAUGUGUUCAAGGCCCUGCCACAUCUCGCUCCCUCUGUUACGAUUUUCCUGUCAUCGGUGAACGCGUUCAGCUAUUCGAUGGCACACAAGGUGAAGAAUGAUGUGGGGAACAACUUGUUCACGGCUCUAGUGGUGCUCUGCGAGAGCUUAGGCAGCAUUGGUGGGGAUGAAAACCUGACUGAUGUUCUGGCUCGUUUGGACGAGUAAUUCCUGCUGGAAACCAUUUUGAGGCACUAUGCUCCGGAGAAACA